GUACUUUAUAAUAUUGUUAUGUUAUAUAUUGUGUGCUUAAUUAGUAACUAAUAAGAUUACAAUUUAGCAAAUCUCAAGUUGAUGUGUACAUUUAUAUUCUCCACUACAACAAGAAGGUGAUCUACUUCCCUUGUAUAUCUUUCUUUGUUCUUGCACGUACAUAAAGAAAUCAAACUGUUCAGCUGCCAUUUGAACCAACAAAUUAAAUAAUAUUAUAACAAGUAAAUAGUUAAACAAUAAUAAGAACAAAGGGCCAAAAUCGUGCCAAACCUACAACAUUCCUGACCUGUGCCUCCCCCACUAUAUAGAGGUCACAUUUGAGAAAAAUAGGCAAUAAAAGUCUAGAAACCCAUUUUUUUAGCUUCUCACAUCUUUCUUCUAUAAUAUCAAACUACUCUUCAUCAGCCUCUUAAUUAUCUAAGAAAGUCUCAAUGGAAAAAUCAGCACUAAGCAACUGUGUGAGGCGAACAAUAUUCUCUAAUCAACAGAGAACAAUACAAGAGGGUCUAGAAGAGAGUAGUUGGACAAUGUACUUUGAAACCGAAGAUGGAUUAGGCCAUUACGAUGAUUCUUCGAUGAUGUCAGACGCUGCUUCUCCUAUGGGUUCUGUCGAAGAAGACACAGCUUCAUCUCCUUCUAAUAGAACCAAGGGUCACAGUGAAAUGGAAGACAAUACGAUAGAAGAAAAAACGAUGAACGAUACUAAAAUUGAGGAGAAAAGAUUGAAUAAAAACGGGAUAAUGAUUGAAGAAUACUGCGCAGAAUUGAAGAAGAGAGGACUUUGCUUAGUCCCUUUGUCGAUGUUGUCUAACUAUAUUGGUUGAAACUUUGAUUACUCUUUUCAAUCAUAUACAUAUUCUUUAUUGUGAU
This is a messenger RNA of Arabidopsis lyrata subsp. lyrata, 870 nucleotides long. RefSeq lists its product as uncharacterized. Gene Ontology annotation, biological process: multidimensional cell growth; xylem development. The transcript has 3 exons. The record is from RefSeq and is a predicted model, not a curated record. Lineage: Eukaryota; Viridiplantae; Streptophyta; Magnoliopsida; Brassicales; Brassicaceae. Bases 432 to 824 code for a protein of 130 amino acids.